This is a messenger RNA of Arabidopsis thaliana (thale cress), 1176 nucleotides long. RefSeq names its product thioredoxin-dependent peroxidase 1 (gene TPX1). The record is from RefSeq and is marked reviewed. Gene Ontology annotation, cellular component: cytoplasm. The transcript is spliced from 4 exons. NCBI's taxonomy places the organism in Eukaryota, Viridiplantae, Streptophyta, Magnoliopsida, Brassicales, Brassicaceae. The coding region runs from base 184 to 447 and encodes 87 amino acids. Gene Ontology annotation, molecular function: oxidoreductase activity; peroxiredoxin activity. Gene Ontology annotation, biological process: cellular oxidant detoxification; cellular response to oxidative stress.
AGAUCAUUAUCUUAGAAAUAUCCUUUUAUCUCAUUCUGGAAACUUCUUACCAUAACAGAAAAUAAACAAAUCUCAUUCCGGAAAACGCUCAUAAAUUGUCCGAAAGCCCUAAAAAUCUGAGUCUCGCAUUAAGUCCAAACACUUUCAUUUGUCUCCUUUCGUCAACUCCACAGAGAUCUCCUCAUGGCUCCAAUUGCUGUCGGCGAUGUCGUACCAGACGGAACUAUCUCCUUCUUCGAUGAGAAUGAUCAACUUCAGACCGCCUCCGUUCACUCUCUCGCCGCCGGUAAAAAAGUCAUUCUCUUUGGUGUUCCUGGUGCUUUCACUCCCACUUGCAGCAUGAAGCAUGUUCCUGGGUUCAUUGAGAAAGCAGAGGAGCUGAAGUCAAAGGGUGUUGAUGAGAUCAUUUGCUUUAGCGACGUUUAUAUAUGCUGCUUGGUUUUAUAGUAUUUACGCCGUCAUUUGGAUCGAUUGUUGCAGUGAACUGUUCAUCAUAUGUAUAUGGUUUGAUAUCAGGUCUGUUCUUAGGUAUAACCUGUACUAUUUCUGACCUUUGUGUUUGUGUCUACUUCUGAAAUCUGAUCUCUUGCUAGUCAAACAUGUGAAAGCUAGGCUAAUGGUAGUUGGUAUUCAUAAUAGUAAAUUGUAGAAGAGAUUCAGAGUAUUGGUUAAUGUAUUUGGUUGAGUUUGCUUGAUGGUAGACUGAUUCAAAUGGUUUAUGGCAUUGACGUUAUCACUUGGAUUGAUAUGUUGCAGUGAACGAUCCGUUUGUGAUGAAAGCAUGGGGAAAAACAUACCCAGAGAACAAACAUGUGAAGUUUGUAGCUGAUGGGGUCUUGGUGUUAGGUCAAGGAGAUUUGCUCUGUUACUUGAUGAUCUCAAAGUGACUGUAGCCAAUGUCGAAUCUGGUGGCGAAUUCACAGUUUCCAGCGCCGAUGAUAUCCUCAAGGCUCUCUAAGAAAUGUACCACUUGUGUUGUCUAUGUAAACCGCUGUAUGUGUAGUAGAGGAUUCUAUAGCUUGUUCUCAGACAUUAACCAAGGUUGUAAUAAAGCGGUUUCAUUGUGACUUGUUUGGCAUAACAAAGUAUUUGGUUUUGUUGUUUUUCUGUGCGUUGAUUAAUGAAAGAUGUGACUCAUUGACGUGAACAUUUAUGCCAAAUUUUGCCAUUGUUGUU